UCCAUAAUCGAGAGAGAGGAGGGUUUAGGGUUUAACGGCAGGAGCGGGAGAGAUGGUUCAAGAUUUAACGGCGAGGGAGGGAGAAAGUUUUUUUCCAGGGGGAGCGGCAUAUAGUGGGAUUUCAACGUUGCAAUUUCCGAAAAUUUCCAGAAAAAGUAGGAUAUGUCAGGGAAUUGAAGCUCAGCUUAAAGUUGAGAGGAAGACUGACAUUAUCAAAAUUCGUAACGAGCAAGAUAGAAGCAAAUGGAAGGUGCGAUCGGGAAGAUAAUAGAAGUUUAUCUGUCGGCUCAAAAACGUGAACUUUUCCUAAUUAAGCUGUGACGGAACACCGGCUUUCUGAGUUAACCCGCCUUUGGAAGCCGCAAGCAAUCGAUCAUGUCGGGAAAGCAGAAAAGGCCCGCCAAGACGCCCUCUCCCAGGCCUUCACGAUCACCUGUGACGACUCCCGGCGCCGAUGCAGAUGAUGCCCGGACGUCGGCAGCGCUCGCAGAAGCUCGGUUGCGCUUCCCGUCCUUUGUUUCGAGCUCUGCGUUUGCCGUACAGGUUACCGAGAUCGAACCGCAGACAAAGUUUCCCGGUGCGAGCAUUUGGGUCUCGGAAUCCGCCAUGAUGUCGUCCAAAUUACGCAGUGGCGUGCUUGUCUCGGUUUCGCUUCCUGCAUUCAAAGAGGACGCUAUAGACGUUUUCCCGCUUGAUUCAUUGUCAAGUGCGUGCGGUGAGCGGUUCAAUCUUGAGGUCGGUGAUGGAUUAGGUGAUGAAGCAGGCAAUCUCUUCGCCCUCGCUACUGUUUUCCCUUCGUCUAAGGUUCCGAAGAAUGGGGCCAAAGUUUCUUGGAGCUUAUCUUGCACCAUUGGCAAUCCUCCCAUUGGAAGAAUUGCAUUUGUCUCUCGUGUUGAAAUACACGAUUAUGAUGGAAAUAUAGGUGAUUUCCAGCCUUCAGGAGCCUCCCACGUCUUGCUUUGCAAAUGCGUGGAUCUUCAUCUUAAGUUUAUUCCUUCAAGGUCUAGCACCGUUGCGGAGAAGCAAAUGGUAUCGUCGGUUGCAGUUGAAUCGAAACGCGGGGAGGAUGGGAGGUUAUUGUCUCCAAAGACGCCGUUGAUUAGGCGAUCGAAACUCCAAUCUUUCGGGUCUCCUUUAUCAGAAGACGUGUCGAACAGAAGUAAGGAGCAUUCAUCGCUUGUGGUCCCCGAACAUGAUAUUUCUAUAGCGAAGAUGGACGCAUCUUCCAUUUCAAGCAUCUUAGAAGAUGAAAAGAUGAAGGAGCUUCUGCAACUUGUUUCACGAAGAUGGUUGCUUUCACGUGUAUUACUACCUGGUAAUCUUGUGUCGAUCCCAAUAUCUGGCCACAUGUGUUUCUUCAGAGUUGAUGCUACGAAUCACCAUUUGGCCUGCAAGACCGGCAAAGAGUUACAUCAUUUUGAUCAUAAUUUGGUAAAAACUGUAUUCUUGGUUGUCUCUGAGACGACUGCCCAUUUAUUUUCGUCUACUCCUGCCUCUAUGUUAGAGAACCGUGAUGUGAGAAGGUCAGAAAAAAGUUCUGACAAGAAACAAGAUAAUGAAAAGGAAGAUUUUUCUAUAUCUAAACUUGGUGGCCUGUCAAAAGAAUUCGAAACCAUACAAGAAAUAAUCAAUUUCUCAUUGAUCAAGCGAGAUACCCUGUCAAGGAUGGGAAUACUGCCAACAAAAGGAAUUCUGCUUCAUGGACCACCUGGUACAGGAAAAACAUCAUUGGCUUGCGCCUGUGUUCAUCAUGCAGGUGUCAAUGUCUUCUGUAUCAAUGGGCCUGAGGUCGUCAGUCAGUACUACGGAGAAAGUGAACAAGCGCUUCAUGCAAUAUUUGAAACUGCAAGACAGGCUGCCCCUUCAGUGGUAUUUAUAGACGAAUUGGAUGCCAUUGCUCCAGCCCGAAAAGAUGCCACUGAAGACCUUUCACAAAGAAUGGUUGCUGCGUUGUUGAACUUGAUGGAUGGGGCUAUGAGAAGUGAUGGUGUCCUUGUAAUUGCUGCAACUAAUCGUCCUGACAGCAUUGAUCCAGCUUUAAGGCGACCAGGAAGGCUUGACCAAGAAAUUGAAAUUGGUGUACCAUCUCCAAAUCAGAGAGGUGAAAUACUGCAUUGCAUUCUCAAAGGAAUGAGCCAUUCACUUCUUGAUUCAGAGAUUGUGUCUCUUGCUUCAAGUACACAUGGAUUUGUGGGUGCUGACCUUGCUGCUCUUUGCAAUGAAGCAGCACUAUGUGCUCUUGACCGUUACAUCAAAUUGAGCAGUACGCAUGGAGGUGGAAAUACUGCUUUGUUUUAUAAGACAGAUCUCGUUUCAUCAUUCUCACACUUGUCUGUUUCAUCACCAUUCUCUUCUGAUGAUGACAAACAACACAUGCAUAAUACUACUCUCGAAAAUGAUUGCUCUGCCAGUGGACGUGCAGAACAGGAAGCUUACCUGGCCAGAGAAUCCUCACUCAGUGUGACCAUUCAUGACUUUGAAAAAGCAAGGGCAAAAGUGAGACCCAGUGCCAUGAGGGAGAUCAUGCUAGAGAUACCUAAGGUUUCCUGGGAUGAUAUUGGUGGACAACAGGAGGUCAAACAACAACUAAUUGAAGCUGUAGUUUGGCCCCAGAGACACCAAGAUGCCUUUAAGCGUAUAGGGGCACCUCCACCAGCAGGUGUUCUGUUGUUUGGGCCCCCAGGUUGCAGUAAAACGCUAAUGGCCAGGGCAGUAGCUUCUGAAGCAAGGCUGAACUUUCUGGCAGUUAAGGGUCCAGAACUCUUCAGCAAGUGGGUUGGUGAAUCUGAAAAGGCUGUUAAGUCAUUAUUUUCCAAGGCGAGAGCAGCUGCUCCAUCAAUCAUAUUUUUUGAUGAAAUUGAUGGUCUUGCUGUUGUUCGUGGUCAUGAUGGUGAUGGGGCAUCAGUUGCUGAUAGAGUGAUAACUCAACUUCUUGUUGAAUUAGACGGUUUGCAUCAGAGGGUUGGUGUGACUGUCAUUGCAGCAACCAAUCGACCAGACAAGAUUGAUUCUGCACUUCUACGUCCAGGACGGUUCGAUAGGUUGCUUUAUGUUGGACCCCCCAAUAAAAAGGACAGGGAAGAUAUAUUCCACAUUCAUCUGCGCAGAAUGCCUUGUAAUUCUGAUGUUAGCAUAUCAGAUCUUGCUGAAUGGACUGAAGGUUUCACUGGAGCAGAUAUCUCCAUGGUCUGCCGUGAAGCAGCCAUUGCUGCAUUAGAGGAGAAUAUUGAUGCAUUGAACGUAUCAAGGUCCAAUUUUGAGACUGCACUUCAAAGAGUGCCUUCUUCAAAGUCGGAGUCAUACCCAGAGUUGUCAAAGAAAUUUCAGAGACUUGUAGCGAGCAUCAGUGUUGGAGAUAGAUGACUCAAGUAAGAUGAUGGUGUGAAUUUUAGAAAAAGAAAUGCUAACAGGAAAAGUCAUUUAUGAAGCUUCUCGGGGAGAUAAUGUCAUUGCACAUGCAUUUCCAUUUGAAAAUACAUGGAAUCUUGGGUCUGUGCAAAUUGUUUCAACUCAGUUGAGCCCAUGCUGGUCUGGACCGCCCAACAAAGUUGCUCAUCAUGUUAAGCUUGGCUGAGAGUCGACAUCUUGACAGGAGCACUGUACUUAGCAAUUGUGGUGGUGGUGUCACUGGUGUGUGAACAGCAUAGGUGGAGGAACCUGAUCAGAGGAGAGAUCACCAAUAUGAAUGCUGUCACUAUGGUUAAACAAAGCAGAUAUGGACAUUGAUUGCUGUCAAAGAAAAGCUCGAACACAGAAAAUUAUUAUUCAGGCUGAGGAAAAUGUGAUUCAAGAGCAGUUUCUUUUGUCUGACAGUUGAGAAUACAUUAUCUCAAGCUAGGAAAAUUAUUGGAAAAGUCACCAUUUAUAAAGUUACAUUAUCUCGACAA
Nymphaea colorata (pocket water lily) is the source of this 3887-nucleotide messenger RNA. RefSeq names its product calmodulin-interacting protein 111. NCBI's taxonomy places the organism in Eukaryota, Viridiplantae, Streptophyta, Magnoliopsida, Nymphaeales, Nymphaeaceae. Gene Ontology annotation, cellular component: chloroplast; cytoplasm. The transcript is spliced from 11 exons. The coding region runs from base 376 to 3363 and encodes 995 amino acids. Gene Ontology annotation, molecular function: ATP binding; ATP hydrolysis activity. The record is from RefSeq and is a predicted model, not a curated record.